ACCUGUGGUAUCCAAUUACCCACCAAAACGAAUUCACGUUAGACCUGUGUUCGUUUAAACUGUUUAGCUAGCUAGCGUCUAAUCGGAAUUGACCACAUUGCGCAUGCGUGAGGCUGGACACUGGAGUCACUUCAUGUUUCUGAUAACUCCUGUCAUUUUACAUUUAAUAGCUACCUUUUCUUUCAUUAAGAUAUUGUAAUAGCACAAUACAACGACCCAACCUGCAUCUGGGCUCUAGUGGACGUAUGUAGUUAAACCGACGCCUGAACGCAUCUAAGCGAAUACGGAAGUGAGUGAAAGUGUAUUUUUCGCUUCGGCGCCGUCUCUUUUCUGAUGAACCCAUAGCAUCAGUGUCGUGAACAUUAGAGGUCCCUUUUGUGGUGUGAGAUUAGACGCUAUAAUGCUGUUCACACAAAGAUCAAGGGUGACGAGUGUGAAGAGAGACAAGUGAAGGAAGUCUGAUCCACCAUGGGAAAUACACCAUCAAAGAGUGGCAGUGGAGAGGAACCGGUCAAAACAACUUUGUUUGAAAAGGAGCCAAGUGGGAUAACAUACAGGAUCCCUGCUCUCAUUUAUCUGAGGCACAGUCACACCUUCCUCGCCUUUGCAGAGAAAAGAUCCUCACCCUCUGACCAUGAUGCCAAAAUUCUUGUUAUGAGAAGAGGAACAUUGAAAGAUGAUGGAUCUGUUCAGUGGUCGUACAGUCAGGAGCUGUCAACAGCAUGCCUACCAAACCACCGCACUAUGAAUCCUUGCCCUGUGUAUGAAAAAAACAGCAAAACACUGUUUUUAUUUUUCAUCUGUAUCUGGGGAAACACCACAGAGUGCAGGCAGAUCAUCACAGGUAAGAACAAGACGCGCCUUUGCUUCGUCAGCAGCAGCGAUGACGGGCAAACCUGGAGUCAAGCGAGAGACUUAACAGAAAGUGUUAUUGGUGAAACUAUCCAUAAGUGGGCCACGUUCGCUGUGGGGCCGGGCCACGGUGUUCAGCUGGAGAACGGCAGAUUGAUCAUCCCAGCGUACGCCUAUUAUGUUCCUUACAGAUGCUGUUCCUACCCCAUUCCGUUCACAGUCUACCCACGAGCACUGUCGGUAUAUAGCGAGGACUUUGGCCAGACGUGGCAUAUAGGUAAGAUGCUUCGAAAAAAGUCCUGUGAAUGUGAAAUGGCAGAGAUCAUAGACCACGAGGGCAGGAGUCAUCUUUACUGUAAUGCUCGUAACACUGGAGGCCACAGGUGUGAGGCCCUGAGUGAAAACAGCGGCGUGUAUUUUGACAAACCCCACAUUGCUCCAGAGCUCGUCGAACCGCCUUCAGGCUGUCAAGGCAGCGUCAUUGGCUUUCCUGCCCCUGAAUUUGUCCCCAACGAUGACGCUGAAAGCAAAGCUUGUGGCACGUCGCUCUUGUCUCCAGACACGCAAACCUGGCUCCUCUUCAUCCACCCAACUAAGAAGUCUAGCAGAAGGGACAUGGGCGUGUAUUUGAACCGAUCCCCCCUGCACUCAUCAGGGUGGGACAGGCCCAGGAUCAUCCACAGCGGGCCCAGUGGCUACUCAGACCUGGCCUACAACGGAGACAAGGAUCAGUUUUCAUGCCUGAUGGAGUGUGGGAAAGAAAGUGAACUUGAGCAGAUAGCAUUCAUGUCGUUUAAUCUUAAUGAUGUCAUGCAGACGGGCAGUAAGAAAGACAUGAAGAUGCGCUGAAUUGCAGUUGCUUUAUUUCUGUAUUAACAAAAGCUCUUUAACAUUCUCCUGCAAUCUAAAAAUCCAAGCAAAGGCAACUAAAUAUGCUGUGCAGUGACAUCCGUCUGUGUUUACUGUUGUUCUACAGUCAGGAGAUGAAAGCAUGCAUGAGUCGUGUGUUUUGUUGUCUCCUCGUUUACAUGAAAAAGUAAUCCAAGUCUUAAUAGUAUUAAUAUGCAAGCAGCUGUGUAAGAAAAUAAACUAUUUUUAAUAGGUUGGGUGGCUGAUUUCAAGCAUGCUGGACUGUCAUCUUUAUAACAGGCUUUUUGUGUAGCAUGUUUGACAAGUACUUCAUGCCCAUUUCUGCAUCUUAUUAAACUGUCAGUAUAUUCUGAGCAGUGGAGAGAAUUUGCCUACCUCUUUUUAUUUUCAUAUGACGAUCAUAGCAGGCCUUGUAAAGUAGAGCGCAGACUUUCCUCCGUGCUCAGCCUCUCCUUUACAUUUAGUGUCCUCUGAUUCACACAUGCCUUCUAUCUACUCCACUGUUUAAAUUUAAGCUGUGCAGCAGCCCGUCGGUCCACAACCUUUUCUGUUGGUCACAGUGGGCGUCGCAAAGUUGCCAACAAAACUGGACAGAAAAGAUAAACAUUUAAUUCAUAAUUAACAAUCAACAUAGAGACCAGCCAAACUGUACCACAUGUAUGAGUUUGAGGAGAGCAGUGGAUGGAUACUUCUGUCAAAAGCAUUUGGGAUUAUUUGUACAGUACACAGAUUUCUAUUUAAUUAACUUUCAAAAGCAAUAUUUCACUUGGGUGUAUCAUUUUCUUAUUUUUUCCCCCCGGUGCAUUUAGCAUGAGUUUCUGAACAGACUUUUAUUUUUUGCAUCAUUAACUUAGUGCAGUAUCAUGACCAAGUAUAAUUGGCUGGUUAUUGGUUAUCAUGUGCAAGCAUGUAACGGCAUGUAACAGUAAAAGAAGACUCACUAUUUAUAAGGCCACUAAUAAUUUACACACACACAACCUUGUACUGAGCGACUUCAACAUAUAUCUUUGCCUAAUGUUGUGAGGCAAAAUGCCUCCAGGUGGCUCGACACUAGUUUUAUUGUGUUUCUGUUGACUGUUGUGGCAAAAACCUGCAUGAAACGUGUUUUUAGUAGAAAAUAAAAGUAACCUGUGAUCAUGCGA
Molecule: messenger RNA, 2864 nt
Organism: Cottoperca gobio
Lineage: Eukaryota; Metazoa; Chordata; Actinopteri; Perciformes; Bovichtidae
Gene: neu3.1
Product: sialidase 3 (membrane sialidase), tandem duplicate 1
Exons: 3
Coding region: 469-1701 (410 amino acids)
Biological process (GO): oligosaccharide catabolic process; ganglioside catabolic process
Cellular component (GO): intracellular membrane-bounded organelle; cytoplasm; membrane
Molecular function (GO): exo-alpha-sialidase activity
Source: RefSeq, a predicted model, not a curated record